Molecule: messenger RNA, 838 nt
Organism: Belonocnema kinseyi
Lineage: Eukaryota; Metazoa; Arthropoda; Insecta; Hymenoptera; Cynipidae
Exons: 2
Coding region: 140-670 (176 amino acids)
Source: RefSeq, a predicted model, not a curated record
CCGGUCUCAGGUUUCCACAAUUAUUCGUCCAAGGUUUGCAAAGCAACUCAGUAAACCCUUCGAAACUGGAGGCCUUUAUUUGUUGACUUUUGAAAGAAAAGUUACAAGAAACAACGAAUUUUUAAAAAAUAUUUUUAAAAUGACGCGGAUACGAAGUUUCUUAAUUGUUAUAGUUAUUAUUGUUUUAUGUGAUUAUUCAGUUUCCAAACCUCAGUUUCGUUCGAAACGUUCUGGAAGGGAUUACAUUCUUCGCAGUUGUACAGCAACUGCCUACCUGAUAAGAAAACACAGGAAUCACGCGAUAUCAGAUCUCCCAAAAAAUACAUCAGCUCCAGAAUUAAUCUUUUCUCUACCAAAGCAAAGUUCCAAAUAUCAUAGUCCUAUCAAAUCGGAUGCAAGGACUCACACACGGGAAGAGAGUGCAAAAUUAAAAUUACCCAACAAGAGACUCUAUCAUGGCAGGAGAAUCGGAAAUCAUAUAAAUAGAGCCAAUCUUCCAGAAUUUAAUCUCAAAGACACCCCUUUGAGAACGGUUCACAUUGAACCGAUUUACAAAAACAGGCCUCCGAUUUUUAUGAAGAAGGAUCCACUUCCCGAAUUAAAAGGCAACGUUCCAGGAGAAGACGUUCAUGCGGAUGCAAGGGUGGUUGUUGUCAAACCUUUGCAUUGAAAAUUGUGAAGAAUUUGUAUAAAUGUUGAUUUUUCGUUGUAAGAAUUUAGUAUUAUAAAACGCGGAAAGAAAUUUUAAUUGCCAGAUGAAUAAAAAAAAUUAAUAUCACAAAAGUACCUUUUACAGUUUAAAAUUUCAUAACUUUUCGCUGACUAAUUUCUCAAUUUU